GGCUGAGGGCUGCUGAGGAUCAGGCAGCGACCGGGACGCUGGGCCGCGGGCGCCUCAGCGAUGUUUUACUCAGGACUCCUCACCGAGGGCGGCCGCAAGGAGACGGACAGGCGGGAGGCGGCGUCGCUGCGGCAGCAGCGCCGGAUGAAGCAGGCCGUGCAGUUCAUCCACAAGGACUCGGCCGACCUGCUGCCCUUGGACGGCCUCAAGAAGCUGGGCUCGUCCAAGGACACGCAACCUCAUAACAUUCUGCAGAGGCGUCUCAUGGAAACCAACCUGUCAAAGCUCCGAAGCAGUCGUGUCCCUUGGGCCUCCAAGACCAACAAACUCAAUCAUGCCAAGUCUGAGGGGCUAAAGAAGUCUGAGGAUGAUGACAUGAUUUUGGUUUCUUGCCAGUGUGCUGGAAAGGAUGUGAAAGCCUUGGUUGACACAGGCUGUCAGUAUAAUCUCAUCUCUUCAGCCUGUGUGGACAGACUGGGACUCAAGGAGCAUGUCAGAUCUCACAAGCAUGAAGGAGAGAAGCUUUCUCUACCCCGACAUCUGAAAGUAGUGGGCCAGAUUGAGCACCUAGUGAUCACACUGGGCUCCCUCCACCUGGACUGCCCAGCAGCCGUGGUUGAGGACAAUGAGAAAAACUUGUCCCUUGGUCUCCAGACUCUCCGAUCCCUGAAGUGUAUCAUAAACUUGGAUAAGCACCGGCUGAUCAUGGGGAAGACAGACAAGCAAGAAAUCCCUUUUGAGGAAACAGUUUCCUUGAAUGAAGACAACACUUCAGAAGCAUAACUACAGCCUGCAGCAUGUCUGCACAUGUGCACACAUACCAGGUUGACAGAUUAAGAAAACUGGGUUUGAACCAAAUGCAGUAGCAACUUGCUUUGGACCAAGUCCUCCCCUCUAAUAGAAGCUCCAGGGGGUCCUUCCCACCCAGACCUCUCUAGAUUUUAGUCUGUGCUUAGAGAUCUUGUCUGGUUAUAGCCAUUGUUUUUUACUCCUUUGAUCACUUAAU
Balaenoptera ricei (Rice's whale) is the source of this 1006-nucleotide messenger RNA. RefSeq names its product nuclear receptor interacting protein 3 (gene NRIP3). Gene Ontology annotation, molecular function: aspartic-type endopeptidase activity. The coding region runs from base 61 to 783 and encodes 240 amino acids. Lineage: Eukaryota; Metazoa; Chordata; Mammalia; Artiodactyla; Balaenopteridae. The transcript has 7 exons. Gene Ontology annotation, biological process: proteolysis. The record is from RefSeq and is a predicted model, not a curated record.